AUGAAUCCGUCGGAAGUUCUAACGCUUUCUGACGAUGACGACGAGGCCGACCUGAAAGUAAUCGGAUGGGAUCAACUAGUCUGUGAUGAGAACGAUGGUAGCGAAGCAGAUGAAUUGGAACAGAAAAAAGAAGAAGAAGAAGAAGAGAGUCCUGAGCCAGGGUUUGACAGAUCGCCAGGAACAUCUUCAGAGCGGUUUGUGGCGAAACUGUUCCAUUCUUUUCAUACAAACGUUUUAGUCCGGUUGACAAGAAGAAGUUCCGGAGAAGCGCCUCCCGCGAGUCAGAUGGCGAAUAUCUUCCGGAUGGUGGCGAGGAUGACGACGAGGACGACGACGAGGACGACGACGAGGACGAGAGUGACGAGAUACUGGACUUGGAUGAUAACUUAUCUGCUCGUUAUGACGCUCGCCUCAUCGAUUACGGACUCAAAACUGCCGAAACCGAGCCACAGUUCACUAUCACGCGAAUGGUGACUUCCGAGGAAAAUGAGGAAUCGCCGAAUCCAUGGAAGGUCGACACGGCAACUUGGAAUCGUCUUCAUGAGUGCGUUAUGAAUUCUUUUUCAACCUUUUAGCAAAAUUAUUGCAGCUACCAGAAGGUGGGCGUUCAGUGGUUUCAGAAGAAGAUGGAUCAAAGAAGUGGCGGCAUUCUCGCUGAUCAGAUGGGACUCGGGAAAACCAUCCAGGCCGCCGUGUUCCUCCGAUCCAUUGCAGAGACGGGGAGAACAUACUACAAGUUAGCUGUAAUCCAUUUCUCUAGUCAGUGAUUAUUUUCAGGGGAACUGGACUCGACAAGUGUCUGAUUGUGUGCCACGUCUCCGUGCUUUCGCAGUGGAUCAAAGCCCUGAACGAGUGGUUCCCUCUGCUCCGCGUCUUCUUGCUGCACAGUGUCAGUACCACCGGUCGACGAGAAGACUACGUUGACAAAAUAAUUUCGUAUCUGGGCAGAAAGAGGUUGGAAAGUGAAUUCGAGAAAUUUUGCAGAAUGACAAUAUACAAUAUUUAGCAAGAAGUACCCGCAUGGAGCGGUGGUACUCACAACUUACCACAAGUUCACGGCACUGAGCAGAGAUCUGGUUGGACAAGUUUGGCAGGUUGUGAUUCUAGACGAGGGCCACUACAUCCGCAAUGAAAACACGAAGGUAGGUGUGCCGCAGUUUCUGAAUGCAUAGAUACAACUUACUGUGACUGUUCAGUGCGCGCAAGCCAUGAAGAAUCUCAUCAGCACCCAACGCUUCAUUUUGACCGGCACACCGUUCCAGAACAAGCUUUCCGAGUUCUGGUGAGCGCUCUAUCGAAAGUUUCAAAGGUUAACCAAAGAUUUUGAGGAAACUUGUCGACUUUGUUCAUCCCGGCCGCCUCUCCGAUUCGACGACGUUCCAUCGAAACUUUAUUCAAAUCAUCAACGCUGGCGCCAAUCUUCACUGCACCCCAAAGGCGGCUGCAAAGGCCUACGAAUGUCUCGUUGCUCUCCACCGCGCCGUCAAACCGUUGAUCUUGCGAAGACUUCAGGAAGACCACAAAGACGUGCUCAAACUGCCAGAAAAAGAAGAUCGGGUCAGAAUAUCGGAUGUCUUACUCAAAACUGAAAGUAACCUCGUUAAUUGCAGGUGUACAGCUGCGAGCUCACGGACAGACAGCGCCGAUUGUACAAGGAAUAUCUGGGCACCGGCCAAGUCCAACAGAUAUUGUCGGGAAAGAUGAUGACGUUUGCCGGUCUGCAGAAACUGGCAGAGAUCUGCAACCAUCCGGGAUUCUAUCGAGGUGCGGCGCCUGGGUCCAAGAAGUUUGGCCCGAUCGAGGACAGUGGAAAACUGGUGAUGGUGUUCAAACUUUUCGACGAGUGGUUCAAGAAUCCGGUGAACCGUGUCAUCUUUUUCACGCAGCGAAGGCCUGUGAUUGAGAUGAUGAAGUACUUUCUGAGUGAAAAAGGGUAAGGAUGAAAUGGAACAGAACAAGUAUGAAAUGUCGUUCUCAUCAGAAUCAAGCAUGUUUCCCUGACUGGUUCCGACUCUGCGGCCGCUCGACCCAAAAUCAUCAAAAGUUUCGAGAAGGAUUCGGAAAUCAAAGUGUUCUUGAUGACCACCCGUGCCGGAGGACUCGGUCUCAACCUCACGAUGGCCAAUAAAGUGAUAAUAUAUGAUCCGGACUGGAAUCCGGCGGCGGACAACCAGGCGAAAGAUCGCUGCUAUCGGAUGGGACAGACCAACAACGUGUCGAUUGCGCGUCUCAUUUCAAACGGCACUCUUGAGGACAAGAUUUACAUGAAGUGAGUGGAAUUUGGAACACGACCUCAAUGAAGCUUUGAAUUCAGGCAAGUGCAAAAAGAGAUGCUCGGCGCUCAACUCCUUCACAAUGUCGACGUCGGAAACACUGUUCCAAACAACACUGUUGCCGAACUUUUUCGCUUGAAGCCGAAAGGGCUGGAAGGCACUGAAAUCGGACUGUACCUACCCGGAGAGAUUGCCCCCAAGAAGUCAAAAAAACAGAAGCGUCUUGCCAAAUUGAAGAUGGUGAGUAUACUUUUGGAAAGUGAUAUGGACUCAAACAAAGUAAAUUCAGAAGAACAAAUUGGAAGGAUUUGAAGACAAGAACCUUUUGCUCUCUCUGUUUGAUGACGAAAAACUGGUAGCGAUGCGAGAACACUCCAUCAGUGUUCAAAACGCUUCAAAUCUUAGCUUCAACGACAGAAAAGAGAUGAAGAAAGCCGUCGAUGAUGCGGUGGGCAGUCUGAUUCACACGUAAGUGCUUCAGAGACUUCUGGAGUUUCUCAACGUUGUUUACAGGGAAGGACGUCUGGCUCACAAGUGGAAAAGAGAGUAUGAGAAGUUAAUUAAACGGUCCAAAUCGAAUGGACUUUCAACCAGCGAGUAUUUCGUCGAAAAAGAAGAACCUGAUACCUAUUGGAAAACUGUUCAUCGCAACUUCCGUGUCAACGAUGAUCAGCAAGAAGUGAGCAGUCGUCGGCGUGCUUUUCUUUCUGAUGCCUAUUGUUUUCAGCUCAAUCGACUUGUUCAGUUAGCGAAGAGUCUGACAAUUUAUCUGAAUGGAGUAUCUGGUGCCAGGGAGGACGUGCUGCUCCGCAUCUUUACCAACAAGCACGACAAUGCAAAGGCGACGCAGAUGUACUUCUUCCGAGAGAUCCUCUCUACAAUAGCGGAGUUUAAUGAAGACAAGAAUGAGUGGAUUAUUCGGUCCAAGUACGAGGGUGUUCAGUUCGAAGAGCCCAAGAAGAGACAGAACCCCGAUAAAAUUGAACAAGAGGAAAAGAAACGUCGAGAUGACUCGCCGAUCGAGCAGAAGGACCCCAUUCCUUCAUCGACGUCUGACGGCACAGAGUAA
Messenger RNA from Caenorhabditis sp. 36 PRJEB53466, 3342 nucleotides. The record is from the annotation of a GenBank genome assembly. NCBI's taxonomy places the organism in Eukaryota, Metazoa, Nematoda, Chromadorea, Rhabditida, Rhabditidae.